UCCAGGCAGGGCAGAAGGUGAUGACCUUUCUGUCUUUAUCUUGUAGCUGAUGUCUCCCUGCAGCCUCAUGCACGGCCUCCAUGCAGGGAGCCAAUCGCACGGUGGUGACUGAAUUCAUCCUGGUCGGUUUCUCCACCUUCCCUCACCUUCAGCUGAUGUUCUUCCUCCUGUUCCUGCUGAUGUACCUGUUCACGCUGCUGGGCAACCUGCUCAUCAUGGCCACCAUCGGGAGCGAGCGCAGCCUCCACACGCCCAUGUACCUCUUCCUGUGCGCCCUCUCCGUCUCCGAGAUCCUCUAUACUGUGGCCAUCAUCCCGCGCAUGCUGGCCGACCUGCUCUCCGCCCACCACUCCAUCAGCCUCCUGGCCUGUGCCAGCCAGAUGUUCUUCUCUUUCACAUUUGGCUUCACCCACUCCUUCCUGCUCACGGUCAUGGGCCACGACCGCUACGUGGCCAUCUGCCACCCCCUGCGCUACAACGUGCUCAUGAACCCCCGGGGCUGCGCUUGUCUGGUGGGCUGGUCCUGGGCUGGUGGCUCGGUCAUGGGACUGGUGGUGACCACAGCCAUUUUCCAGCUCACCUUCUGUGGACCCAGUGAGAUCCACCAUUUUGCUUGCCACGUGCCACCUCUGUUGAAGUUGGCCUGUGGAGAUGAGGUUCCACUGGUGGCUAAGGGUAUGGGCCUGGUGUGCAUCAUGGCUCUACUGGGCUGCUUUCUCCUCAUCCUCCUCUCCUACGCCUUCAUUGUGGCCACCAUCCUGAAGAUCCCGUCUGCUGAAGGUCGACACAAGGCCUUCUCCACUUGUGCAUCCCACCUCACAGUGGUGGUUGUGCACUAUGGCUUUGCCUCUGUCAUCUACCUCAAACCCAAAGGUCCCCAGUCUCUGGAGGGAGACACCUUGAUGGGCAUCACAUACACAGUCCUCACACCCUUCCUCAGCCCCAUCAUCUUCAGCCUCAGGAAUAAGGAGCUGAAGAAUGCCAUGAAGAAGACUUUCUUCAGCAAACUGUACCCAGAAAAAAUGUAAUGAUCUGAGAGAAAUUCCUUGGGAACGACCAGUUUGGAUUACCAAAUGCUACUGU
Messenger RNA from Otolemur garnettii (small-eared galago), 1083 nucleotides. RefSeq names its product olfactory receptor 10H1. The coding region runs from base 81 to 1028 and encodes 315 amino acids. The record is from RefSeq and is a predicted model, not a curated record. Gene Ontology annotation, biological process: G protein-coupled receptor signaling pathway. The transcript has a single exon. Gene Ontology annotation, cellular component: membrane. Gene Ontology annotation, molecular function: olfactory receptor activity; G protein-coupled receptor activity. Lineage: Eukaryota; Metazoa; Chordata; Mammalia; Primates; Galagidae.